This is a messenger RNA of Colletotrichum paranaense, 1482 nucleotides long. RefSeq names its product acetyltransferase. NCBI's taxonomy places the organism in Eukaryota, Fungi, Ascomycota, Sordariomycetes, Glomerellales, Glomerellaceae. The record is from RefSeq and is a predicted model, not a curated record. The transcript is spliced from 4 exons. Gene Ontology annotation, molecular function: acyltransferase activity, transferring groups other than amino-acyl groups. Bases 1 to 1482 code for a protein of 493 amino acids.
AUGUCCCCUACGCAAGAUCUCCCACCCGCAAUCCUCAACCUCCCAAAAGCAACAAUUCGACCCUACCACAAAACAGACGCACCCGCACUCUCCACCGCAGCAAACUCCCCCUCCGUAUCCCGCUACCUCCGCGACUCCUUCCCCCGCCCCUACACCCUCGCCGACGCAGAGUCCUGGAUCGCGAUGAAUUCCAGCGACGGCGGCGCGCCGGUGUACAACUGGGUCAUCGCCUGUCCGGAAACGGGGAGGCCUAUGGGGAGUAUCGGGCUCGUGCCGGGGAAGGAUGUAUAUGCGAGGGGAUAUGAGCUUGGGUACUGGCUUGGAGAGGAGGAUUGGGGGAAGGGGGUUAUGGGGUGUGUUGUGCCCGCUUUUGUGAGGUGGGUUUUUGAGGGGAUGGGUGGUGGAGAGGUUGAUGGGGAGGGGAAGAGGAAGGUUGAGAGAGUUUGGGCGGGUGUUUUUGAGGCGAAUAAGGGGAGUCAGAAGGUUCUUGAGAAGAGUGGGUUUGUGUUUGAGGGGAGGGCGAGGAGAGCUGUUGUUAGAGAUGGGGUUGUGAUGGAUGAACUUUUGUACUCUGUUAUCAGGGACGACUUGAAGAAACGCCUCAAUCUCUUCACAGCAUGGGUGGGAGUUGUCUUGACCGAGCAAUGGUUCCAGUGGGCGAGAUUACAAAUUGAGCGGAUUUGUCGCGAGACUGUCGAGGAGGAUAUCGUGACAGUCUUUCGAGACAACCUCCCCCACGGCCUUGACCUUCUUUACCAAGUAUCUCUCGAUUACAUUUCCCACUCUGGGGAGGUGGCCCAAGACAUUGCUACAAUAGUUCUGUCUUGUGUUCUACACAUGGUAGAACCGCCGAGACCUCGGACCCUUCUAAAGGCCAUAUCUGCUGAACAAGCCUUGACCUUAGACUUGACACAGGUUUCGCGACUUCUUAAGGCGCCAUCAGGCCUUUUACCUGCCACAGCUCACGACACUCUCGCGUCUCUCUGCAUCGGAGUUUGCUCGCGAGGACUAGAUCUUGUAUCCAUCAACGGAAUGCAGAUUCCAAGCGAUGACUCUCAUAUCUACGCAGCGCUGUACUGGCCGGUCCACUCCAAAUUGGCAUUCUACUUUGGCACAGACACACUUACCAUGAAACGUGUUGAAAAGGAUGUAACAACAUUCAUCUUUGAUGAGAAUUGGGAUACCACACUUUCUUACGAGAGCUGGGCGAUGAACGCCCAUAAGAUCGAUCUACUUCUACCGGGAGAUUAUGCCCUGAAAGGCGAAAUGAGUGCGAUUGACUCAUCAAACUCUGGAUUCCUAUUUACACUGAGCACAUUUGGACUCGACUGCAUUCAACACCAAGCGUUAGCGAACAUCAGCAACGUGGACGUCAACCUACAAAACCAUCUGGGUCAGAUCUCCGCUUACUUAGCCGCGGCAUGUGGGCAUUCAGCGACAUUGUCUUUACUUGCUGAUCGCGGCGCCCCCGUCAACCUUUAA